GAAGAAGAUGAAGAAGAAUUUUCGAAGUAUUGUUGUCACUUGUGAGAAAAAUAUUGGGCUUUAUCUUAGACGAAGAAAGAACACAAAGCACCUCUCUGUGGAAGGCCACGCACUGAUCCUACGAUGUUGACAAGGAUAGUAUUGACUGAACGGUCCGCGUCCUGAAUGUCUGAGCCACGUGUAGUCAGUAUUCGCACAUAAGAACCUCCCUCACGUCACAAGUAAACCUAUCAUAACCAUAAGGAAGUACGAGAUGCCUUCGAAAAAGGAGCCGCCGAUUCCGCGCUACCUGACGCAUACCUACUUGUCGAAGUCUCGCGACGCCUCUGCGCACCGAAAAAAGCGGUUUCUGCAGGCGCAUGAGGGGGAACUCCGUACUGAGUACAUCGGAAACCUCCGGGAGUCGCGUUACCAGUCCGACCUCGGUCCCAGCUUGAAAGCCAACGCGCCCCCAGCUGCGUUCCGCCCGCCGGGACGGAGCACCAUUUACCGGCAACCUGGGUUCGGCCCUGCGGCGCGCGUCCGGGAGGCGAGCCGAAAGAAAGUCCGGGAUGGGGUGUCGCCGAUUUUCGAAACUCCGCCCGAGGUGCUGCUAACCAACCGAGUGACGGCUGCGCGGAAAAACCGGAUUUUGGUGCGGUCCCGGACAGAGCAGCGCAUCGGAAAUUUGGAACAGAGACGGCCCAUAGAGGACAUCGAAAACGAAGAAGACGUGGCUUUCGCGAAGAACGCGAUUCGAGCGCAGAUUUUCGGCGAAGAUUUGCAGGGGAUUUUCGGCGGGGGAGGAGGAGGAGGAGGUGCCAGGAAUACUACUACAAACAGAAGCGUCUCGACGUCGAGAGCAGCGCGGAAAGAUAAACUACUGUCCGAUAUUGCGGAGGAAGAUCAAGAUGAGGUUUGGUCCAAUGUGUUGGCCAACAGCUCUACAAGGGGAAACUACGGGAGAAGCCGAUCCAUCUCCGUGUUCGCCAGAAAUCCCAACAAUCAGUCCUCCUCCUCCAGUGUCGAAGAGGAAGAUCCCAGCUGCGACGAAGACAUUCUGCAAAUGAGCGCGUCUUUCCGUGGGAGAAGGGGGGUUGUAACUGGAAUGCCUGGUGCCGGAGGUGCAGCCAGAAACACGAGCGGGGGCCGGCGGCGGGAGCGAAAUUUGAGUCUGAUAAAGCGCAACAACUCCACCUCUCUGGCAGCAGCUCCUGCACGUCGGAACCAUAAAUCACCACCAAAAGGAGCAGACGGAGGCCGGUUUCGCACGCCGACACCUGGUCCCCCUUCGCAACUGACGCGACAAAGCGCCGGAACAGCCAGGCUUCCGGGAAGAACGUUGAGCACGCCGAGCUUGAGCCGGCAAGGAACCGCGGGAAAUGACCACACGAUGCUGACCGAUGAUUUGCCGAGUCCAACGAGAUUCGUGAACGACUACCGGUCGAGCCGCCCGGCGUCCAGUGUGACAAGAGGACGGUACUACUAGAUAGGUGAAUGAGACUUGCUAUUGCUUUGAAGAUCGCCUGUCGUGCAUGCUCUGCAAAAGAAGUGAGAAACAAUAGCAAUUUGAGAGUUAGUGUCAGUUCGUGAGGUGGACGCACAUAGUACAAUUUUCUCAGGUCUGCCGGUGGUUCCCCGAACACCCUUCACCGUUCCGUCGCUUCCAGUGCAGCCGUCAUUCCCCUGGGCGGCUCUGCGCGCACGCUUCCGAAGUACCAGCAGAGUCUUUCCCGCCAACAGUCCGAGCACCAGCUUUUUGCUGAUAGUUCGCUCCCGCCCUCGAAGUCAACCCUGUUCACCCCCCGGGGCAGUUUUCACAACCACAACACCUCGAACAAUGGCUUCAACAGCACCCUCCAGUCCGGACUCCAAUCUCAGUCCGCAUCGAAACGCUCCGUGUUGUUUCGCGACGAGAGUAGAGCGACCAACCACACAACUGCGAGGAAUCGAAGCAACAGUCCCGGGAUGUUGAAUACGAGGGCGAGCCACUUGAUGUCUACCUCUCCGGGCGGCCGUUCCUCGACGGUGGACAACAUCACUUCAGCCAGUAAUGCAAAGAGGCAAAACGCCAUCGAUAGCCUAGCCAGGCGGGUUGAGGAGCUGGAGCAAAACACCUUUGAAAACUCAUCGGAGAGGCAAAGGGCGGACUGGAACAUGCAGAAUGGCGUGCCGACGCUGCCGAGGUUCAGUAAAAAUUGGAGCAACUAUCAUGCGAACAACGGUACUAGUACCUCGUUGAAACACCGCGACCCGCCACACCCCUCCUCUGUCGCGUAUUACCGAACGAGGCAGCUGUACAACGACCGGAAUAACAUGAACGUCGCCCAGGUAGCAGUUGCGGAAGAGGAGCAGGAGGAGUUUCUGAGCCGAAAUGACGAUUUGUUCGCGACUUCCCCCCAGCGAGGUUCGAAUUUGCGGAACAGCAGCAGUCGGAGUGGUCAUCGUGGACGACAAAAUAUCCACUCCACUGGAGGUGGUGGAGAUAACUACUCCAUUGCAGCGACGGCGGCGCAGAACAGCUCGGCCGCUGUGGCGCCGACGCGGGGGGAAAUAAAACCUGAUGAAGAAAUACAGAAGAUCAUGAAGUCUCGUGGGUACACGGUGGCCGCUGACUUUGCGAGGGGAAAUCUUGGAGAGGAUCCACGAAAUUUGAACGCCGACAUUGAACAGCAAUUGCAGUUGUGCCAACAGCAAGUCCGCGAGUGCACGAACAGAUAUUUGGAAACGCGAAUGCAGAUCAAACGCGACGAAGAAAAGAAACGGCAGGACGACUUCAAACGGACGCUGACGGGCGGGCUGAAAUACGCCACGGAAGCGCGACUGGUCGGGGCUUUUGCAGGUGGAUAGGAUUUUGACGAAGUGUUGUUAUUGCAUUUUGUAUUUCGGUGCCGAAGCUGCGAAGACAAAGAAACAGAAAGUAAACAAUUAUGCCACCGAUUAAGACUAAAUCCACAUCAAAUACGCACAUCCAAUAAAUCUAUUCCAGGCCCUUCUUCCGCCUCCUCACUGUUCAACCCGGCCGCGGUCUCCAACACGGUCAGCAUAGCUUCGCGCUCCCGAUCCGCGUCCCCGGACAAGGCCGGCGCUUACCGGCGCGGGGCGGCUACCGGCGCGGAGCUUUUCUCCACCCCGGGCAACCUCCUGAAUGACGUCCCGCUGGUCGGCGUGAAUAGUACCGGGAUCAAGUUGAACCAAAAAACCUUCUGGGCAGGCAUCGACCCGAACCGAUUCGCAAACGGGAGCCAACAAGCCCGGUCGUUGUCGGAGCCGAAGCUGCGGACGGUUAACGCUCCUGGUUUAACAGCGUACAAGGACGACUUCGAUCUGGAUACGCUGCUGAACCGGUCACUACAGCCCAACCACGGAGGGCCGUUGCGGAACAGCGUGAAAGAGAAGCCACUAGGAGCGUACAGCACUUUCAGCGGUACUGGUGGCGGGAUGAACAAAACGGGAACUACACCUUCGACCGCCAGCCGCAUUCCGAAAGAGAACCCGACGACGUGGGACGAAAAGCAGGACGCACUGCUGUUUCGGGAGCGCAGUUUGCGCAACCUCUACCUCGGGGACCAGUAUUUGGAAAAAUUGCAGGCGAAAAUGCAGCAGAACGACCCAGACAGCGUGCUGACUGCAGCAGCUUUUAACCCACGACAGCAUCAGAAAACCAUGCACCAGCGGCAACUGGAGCAUCACAAGCAGCUGAGCGCAGGGUUGGAGAAGAUUUGGUCUCCGCACAAGCAAGCAUUUCGCGACUACGAUCCACAGGCGGAAAGGGAUCAUGAUCGAAACAGCAGCAGGACACCUCCGCCGCUGAGUUCCAAGCGCUCCUCGCAUCAAACAGCAGUAGAGCAGAUGAAUGCAGAUCAUGCACUAUCUCUGAACGUCGCUAGCAGUACCGCAUUGCGCUCUAAAGAUUUGUUCGGUGGCGCGCAAAGUAGAGACGAAGCCCGUGCGGUUCCGGAUUACCCGGCUGUGCCCAGCGGAGGACGUGGCUUCUACAACAACUCCAGUGCGAGAAGUCCGUCUUCUACUGGACCCCCAGGAGCUGGACUUCGUGCAUUAAAGAUUCCUGCCGACAUUUUGUUUCAAGGCGUGACCCCUCCAACCGCGUUGAAGCGAGACGUGGUGGUGUCGCCGCUGCGACUCCCGAGGAGAGGGGAAACAAGAAGUUCUGGCACGACGGCGGCGCAGCAAAAUCAAAAUGCGUACGACUUUCUGCAGCUGGAAUCGAGAUCGAAGGCCAGCAUCGAGGACGCGUUGAACGUGAACCAAUCCGGAAUACAGUUCCUCGAACAGCUUGGACGACAGAAGCCGACGGAUCCGGUCUUGGAUGUGCUCCGAGAGGAACCAGGGGCAGGGACGGUGACCACCAGAAGCGCGCUUGCGCUGAGCCGAACUCCAGGUCGUGGUCAGGGAGGCGGCGCAGCAACCGUCUCGUCCUUCUACUCGCCGAGCAAGUUGACGGAAAUCGAGCAUUUGCUGAACACGGCCACGUCGAAAAAGUCAGUUUCGAUUGCGUCUCCGUCACCAGAUCAUUAUGGUGUUAUGAGGACGAACGUAAAAAUCGAAACAAACUCAGACGCAGCGGCAGUUUUGUCCUCAACGUCGCCCUGGAACAAAGAGUCUUCGCUUGGUGUUGAGUUCGCAACGCGAGACAAGCUGGAUUCCAUCGAGAAGUCUGCUUUGUCCGCAAUUCAGGAGAAGCAGCCGACUUUUGCCUACUACAAGGAACUGGAGAGGAAAGAACGGGUAUUGACUACACUAGGACACCGAGGAACUACUUCGGAAGUAGAACUCGACGCAAGUGGUCGUGCAAUCGCGACCUCUGGUGUGAUCAUGGGCAAUAUGGAUGAGAAAGCAGAAGCACAGGAAAUUAUCCGUUCGAGCAAUUCGAGCAGUGGCAGUGCCUCGAGCAGUGCCAGCGGAGGCGCGAGCGCGAUUUGGACGAAGAUCAAUAGGAAUAGCGACGUAGAGGUUCAGAAAUCCUCGGCUUCAGGAUCUUCUUCCGCCGAAAGCGUAAAGCCAGAUCAUGGUAGAAAUGCUGCUUUUCCUGUACUGGGUUCAGAACGACGAACGCCUCCUGUGGUUCCCCUCCUUGGUCCCCCAAGUACUAGUAGCAUCGGUGCUCCUGCUACACCUACAACCGCAGAUGUCUUGCCAGGAGCUAGUAUCGCUAUCGGAGGCGUUCCGCAGCAGCACCAGGCGCAGCGUACCGCAGAGGUGGAAGCCACGACGAGCGGCGCAGCCACAUCUGUGGUUGACCCGAGCCCUGUGCCACUGCGAGCGCCGUCGCCGUUUCUAGCGAAAUUGCAGGAAGAACGGUUGAAGAGGCACGAAUGGAAAAAAGCGCAGCUGGAAAACUUGAGAGCGAGCUUUUGAUUUUGAACACUGGUUGGCGCAGCUAAUGUGUAGAAAAAAAUCGAGCGAGGUUUUCUCAACAAGAGACACUUUAAGGUGAAGGGAGAUCUUCAGUUCUUGAAAGUAAGGCCUGGUAGUAAGUGCAAAAAGAUCGAUGCACUACUUUUUUAAACCGGACGUAAAGAGUUACGUGGUGGCGGUUCGUUCGGCGAAAGCUCUGCGCCGACGUCGCUUGUCCGUACAUUUCAUCAAUUGUGUCUGUUUUUCGCGUGUAACCGCACU
Molecule: messenger RNA, 5619 nt
Organism: Amoebophrya sp. A120
Lineage: Eukaryota; Dinophyceae; Syndiniales; Amoebophryaceae
Source: the annotation of a GenBank genome assembly